Messenger RNA from Gongylonema pulchrum, 294 nucleotides. Lineage: Eukaryota; Metazoa; Nematoda; Chromadorea; Rhabditida; Gongylonematidae. The record is from the annotation of a GenBank genome assembly.
AUGCUGAUGAAGGCGAACAACGAGGUUAAGGAUUCGAUGCAUUACAAUAAAACGGUUGCACCAAGCAGAGGACUGUCCACAGAAGAAAUGCAACGCGUCAAAAAAACACAUGGCCUGCAAAAUCAGUCGGCAAAUGUGUCCCUUCAGCAGUCUCAGCAAGAAAAUGGUCAUAUGCAAAAACUAAACAAUGAUAAAGGACCGAAAGUCGACGGUGCUGAAAAAGUACCAGACUGCCGCAAGCAUUUUUAUGAGCAGAAAGAAACAGGCGACUUCGGGCGCAAACAUUGGCGCUAA